AUGAUCAAGCUUGUAUGUCUGUUUGUCCUCGUCGCGGUAGUGGCCUCCAUGCCCAACGGUCCGAUGGCCCCGAUGAGACACAUCGUAAAGCGCGAAGCAGUGGUACCGCAAGCAACGCAGGCGAUGGUCGAAGAGGACGCCUCUGCACAGGAAAGCGCGAGUGAGGCCCAGGACGACAUGGAUAAGGCCGAAACGUUUGGCUUCGGAUACCGUAAAGUCAUUCACGUCGGAGUUCCAUACUACGCGCCCUACCAUUACUAUCCUCGCUACUAUCACGGUUAUCACGGUUACCACGGAUACGGACACUACUGGUAA
Molecule: messenger RNA, 315 nt
Organism: Anopheles marshallii
Lineage: Eukaryota; Metazoa; Arthropoda; Insecta; Diptera; Culicidae
Exons: 2
Coding region: 1-315 (104 amino acids)
Source: RefSeq, a predicted model, not a curated record